Molecule: messenger RNA, 3913 nt
Organism: Glycine soja
Lineage: Eukaryota; Viridiplantae; Streptophyta; Magnoliopsida; Fabales; Fabaceae
Product: probable E3 ubiquitin ligase SUD1
Exons: 9
Coding region: 177-3551 (1124 amino acids)
Cellular component (GO): endoplasmic reticulum membrane
Molecular function (GO): zinc ion binding
Source: RefSeq, a predicted model, not a curated record
GGAAAACCCCUAAAUCCCCACGCCAAAAUCUCUGAUCACUCCAUUUUCUCUCGUCUCUUCGCUCUUUUUAAUUUCUCUCUCCCCAUUCUUCCUCUUUCCGCCCCCCACCGACUCGCUCCCUGACCCGCUCUGACUCGCCACCGACUCGGUCCCCGGCCGGUUCGGUCCACACCGCCAUGGAGAUCGCUCACGAGCCACCGCCUUCCCUCGACGGAAGCCCCUCCGCCGCCGCCGAUACUCUCGCGAAUUCUCCGUCGUCCUCAUCGUCUUCCCCUUCCUCCUCAUCCUCCUCCUCUGCCUCUUCGCCGCGCGGCGCGAAGAAAAAGGAGAUCGAAUCCACCGCGUCGGCGCCGUCGCCGGCACCAGCUCCGGCGCCGUCGAAGUUCGACGAUGAGGAGGAGGAAGAAGAGGACGUGUGCCGAAUUUGCCGGAAUCCCGGUGACGCCGAGAAUCCGCUCCGGUAUCCGUGCGCGUGCAGCGGGAGCAUCAAAUUCGUGCAUCAGGAUUGUCUCCUUCAGUGGCUUAAUCACAGCAACGCGCGCCAAUGCGAGGUCUGCAAGCAUGCAUUCUCCUUCUCUCCAGUUUAUGCUGAGAAUGCCCCAGCGAGGUUACCUUUUCAAGAGUUUGUGGUUGGAAUGGCAAUGAAAGCUUGCCAUGUUCUUCAAUUCUUUUUGCGCUUGAGUUUUGUGCUAUCUGUGUGGCUCUUAAUUAUACCUUUCAUAACAUUCUGGAUUUGGCGAUUAGCUUUUGUGAGGAGUUUAGGUGAAGCCCAGAGGUUAUUCUUAAGCCAUUUAUCGACAGCAAUUAUUCUGACUGAUUGCCUCCAUGGUUUCCUACUUUCUGCGAGCAUUGUCUUCAUUUUUCUCGGGGCCACUUCUUUGAGAGAUUACUUUAGGCAUUUGCGAGAAAUUGGGGGACAGGAUGCUGAUAGAGAAGAUGAAGUGGACAGAAAUGGUGCUCGAAUUGCUAGAAGGCCUCCUGGACAAGUUAAUCGUAACAUCAACAAUGGUGAGGGGAAUGGUGAAGAUGCUGGUGGAGUGCAAGGAAUUGCUGGGGCAGGUCAAGUAAUUAGAAGAAAUGCUGAAAAUGUUGCUGCAAGGUGGGAGAUGCAAGCAGCACGACUUGAGGCACAUGUCGAGCAGAUGUUCGAUGGUCUGGAUGAUGCUGAUGGAGCAGAAGAUGUUCCCUUUGAUGAACUUGUUGGCAUGCAGGGUCCAGUUUUUCAUUUGGUUGAAAAUGCAUUUACUGUGCUGGCAAGCAAUAUGAUUUUCCUUGGUGUUGUAAUCUUUGUGCCAUUUUCAUUGGGCCGUAUCAUACUCCAUUAUCUAUCCUGGUUCUUCUCAACUGCUAGUGGCCCUUUGUUGUCAGCUGUGGCCCCACUUGCAGACACAUCUCUUUCUCUAGCAAAUAUUACUUUGAAGAAUGCAUUAACAGCUGUUAAAAACAUGUCAUCUGAAACUCAAGAAAGUGGAUCAAUUGGUCAUGUUGCUGAAAUGCUGAAAGCAAAUGCUAGUGAAAUGUCAAACAUAACUUCUGCUUCAGCUGUUAUCUUGAAAGGAGGGUCAAUUGGAACUUCAAGGCUUUCUGAUGUUACCACUCUAGCUAUUGGAUAUGUUUUUAUAUUGACUCUAAUUUUCUGCUACUUUGGAAUUGUUGCUUUAAUUCGUUACACAAAGGGUGAGCCUUUGACCAUGGGAAGGUUAUAUGGCUUUGCUUCUAUAGCAGAGACAAUUCCAUCUCUCUUCAGGCAGUUUUUGGCUGCGAUGAGGCAUUUGAUGACCAUGGUUAAGGUUGCUUUCCUUUUAGUCAUUGAACUGGGGGUAUUUCCUUUGAUGUGUGGAUGGUGGCUCGAUGUUUGUACCAUUCAGAUGUUUGGGAAGACAAUGGUUCACAGAGUUCAGUUCUUCUCUGCAUCCCCUUUAGCAAGCUCAUUGGUUCAUUGGGUUGUUGGUAUUGUGUACAUGCUACUAAUUAGCAUAUUUGUCAGCCUUCUUAGAGGGGUUUUACGUAAUGGAGUUUUAUACUUUCUUCGGGACCCUGCUGAUCCAAACUACAAUCCAUUCCGUGAUCUGAUAGAUGAUCCUGUGCACAAACAUGCUCGCAGGGUUCUGUUAUCUGUUGCAGUUUAUGGGAGUCUGAUUGUGAUGCUGGUAUUCAUGCCUGUCAAACUUGCCAUGCGGAUGGCACCUUCGAUUUUCCCACUUGACAUAUCGGUAUCUGAUCCAUUCACUGAAAUUCCAGCUGACAUGCUGCUCUUUCAGAUUUGUAUCCCAUUUGCAAUUGAGCAUUUUAAAUUGAGAACAACUAUUAAAUCCCUACUUCGCUAUUGGUUUACUGCUGUUGGUUGGGCACUUGGUUUGACUGAUUUCUUACUGCCUAGACCCGAUGAGAGUGGUAAUCAAGAAAAUGGAAAUGGGGAGCCAGCUAGGCAGGAAAGGCUACAAGUAGUACAAGCUGGAGUGCAAGAUCAGGGUAUGGUGCCAUUUGCAGGCGAUGAUUUGAACAGGGCCAUUAACACAGUGGGAGAAAUGAAUGCUGGAGAGGAUUAUGAUAAUGAUGAGCAGUCUGACUCGGACAGUUAUGCCUUCGUGCUUCGCAUUGUGCUUUUACUGGUGAUUGCUUGGAUGACUCUCCUUGUCUUCAACUCUGCUCUGAUAGUUGUACCAAUUUCACUUGGGCGGGCACUUUUCAAUUCUAUUCCUCGCCUUCCCAUAACUCAUGGGAUUAAAUGCAAUGAUCUGUAUGCAUUUAUCAUUGGAAGCUAUGUGAUCUGGACUGCUGUUGCUGGAGUUAGAUACUCAAUUGAGCAAAUAAGAAAAAGGAGAUCUUCGGUUUUGUUUGGCCAAUUAUGGAAGUGGUGUGGCAUUCUUGUGAAGAGUUCUGCACUUCUGUCUAUAUGGAUAUUUGUUAUCCCAGUGCUUAUUGGGCUUCUCUUUGAGCUUUUGGUCAUUGUGCCAAUGAGAGUUCCAGUGGAUGAAAGUCCAGUAUUCCUCCUUUAUCAAGACUGGGCAUUAGGCCUUAUAUUUCUCAAGAUAUGGACUAGAUUGGUUAUGUUGGACCACAUGAUGCCGCUGGUGGAUGAAAGUUGGCGAGUCAAAUUUGAGCGAGUGAGAGAGGAUGGUUUCUCCAGGCUGCAAGGUCUUUGGGUCCUUCGGGAAAUUGUACUUCCGAUCAUAAUGAAGCUGUUGACAGCAUUGUGUGUACCCUACGUUUUGGCCAAAGGUGUAUUUCCAGUGCUUGGGUAUCCCUUGGUAAUAAAUUCUGCCGUCUAUCGGUUUGCAUGGUUGGGAUGCCUCUCUUUCAGUUUUGUGUGCUUCUGUGCCAAGAGAUUCCAUGUCUGGUUCACAAAUCUCCAUAAUUCAAUACGCGAUGACCGGUAUCUGAUUGGCCGGAGGUUGCAUAACUUUGGAGAACAUGCUGAGAAAGCAAAUGUAGCAGAAACUUCUACAGGGGAGCAGGAAGCUAUUUUACUAGGUACAGGUUUAAACCAACAAGAUCACGAAGCAGAUGUUGGACUACGGUUGAGGCACGUAAAUCAACAGGUGGGCUGAAUUGUAUUUUCAGGGAGGAAGGCCACUGUGUAGGUUGUGAAGCCUCGUGCUGACAUGGUUCAUGAAUCACUGAUGUAUACUCUACACUUGUGUUGGGUUAGUUAUAAUACCUCGUCAUGACACACCUGUGCUUAUAGUUAACGUUAAACAUUUUGUGCGUGUCGUUUAAAAUUUAGCUAAUAGGAGGAAAAUAAAAUUGUUGAUAGCGCAUUUUUUUUUCAAAGAAAUUCUUUGUGAAAUAGGGAAGCUGGUCUUGAUCGUCUGUCUGAGAUAUACUUAAAUAACAUAGUUAUAGUAGUUAAUUGUUAUGGUAAUUAUUUAUUAAUCAGUAAUGUGAUUGAUUCGGUGCGCUUAACUUCAAA